GGUUGCAUGCUAGAUCCUUAAAAUGAGAUUAACGGGAAUUUUGUACGGGAAACGCGUACGUCAUGACAAACUUCAGUUUUUAACCAAUCGUUAUUGGCGUAAGGUGGGUUCUAAGUUGUCAGUUGACUGUUUACGUGUUCCUGAACAAAUUUUAAAUGAUUCAAACAGUCCUAUAAAAGACGCAGAAAACAUGUUCAGAUCAACCAGAUAUGAUGAUGAUCUGUUAAAAGAGAUUGAAAUUGGAAUCACUUCAGAAGAGGCGUAUAAAAUAGAACAGCAAAGAGCUGAAAAAUUACAGUCUUUUAAUCCUCUUCACGACGACCCUCGUUUCCAUCAAAACUCUGAAUCAUCUUUGAUCUUUUCUCAGAAACGGCGCUUUUCAAAGGGUGUGGAUCAAGCGAGUCUUCUCACAAACACUGCUGUUGCGUUCGGUGCUCCACCUACUCUGAACAGUCUUAUUCAAAAGAUAGGUCGGAUAAAUGAACAAGUAAAUUCAGAUAACUCGACUGCAGAUUGGAGAUCUUACUUACGUUUAGCUGUUGAACGCUCAGUUUUACACGCUCAUGUUUGGCAAACAGAUGAAACUAAAUUACCCAGGCGAUUUCGUCAUGAUUUACCUAUUUGGAAGCAUAAACCAGAGUUUGGCAUUCAUCCAGAACAAAGUACUCGUUACUUGUUUCAAAAUUUAUUUCGCAUAUUAGAAUUUCAGACACCUCAUUACAUUAAAUAUGCGGAAUUGUCUCCUGUUCAAAAUAAGCUGUCUAACAACUUACCCUGUCGAUGGACAACGCGAGAUCGAUUGCUGGAAACAUACUAUUACUGGGGUCCACAAAAACGUCGCAUCAGUUUUUCCGAAGAACAUGAUUUGGCGGUAUUUGGACAAACACCUGCGCCUGUGUUCGUAUCUGAUAUCGAUACUAUUCAGAAAGCUAGUGAAGCAGCUACAAUGCCUGUUAAAAGCCUUGGCCCUAUGUCGCCCUUAAUAGAUCUAACCAGCACUUUGUAUUACAUGGAUAACAGUACAAAUGGUUGGAUUGGAAAUCAGAAUCGUCGAUAUUCAUUUCCACAUAUUUUCACAGUUAACUUCAGCUUGCCGAAUGUAUGGUCAGAUUAUUUAGAACCAGAAGCAGAUCGUGUUGUUCCAGAGCACCGAUAUGCAGUAGCGUUGAUGAACUGUUUUGCAUCUGCUGUCGCUCAAGCUCGUUCAAUGGGGAUCAACUCAGGCGUUCUCGAUGUACCCAUCUCGGUUCAAUGUGUCUGUUCAGAUGGUGUAUAUUUUGAUUUCAUCACGUUUCAGUUGAACAACAUGGAUGUACCUGAUUAUCAAUCUGACCCCCAGGCUGUUAGUACUGUACGUAAAAACUUUGCAUGGAUUGAUGGAAACUAUCGUUUGUUCAAGAAGAUUAUACCGAAGCGAAGUAUGAUGCGCAACACAAAGUAUCGUGAUUUCGAUAUGAGCGUUUUUGAUCGUCUAACGAGUUACUAUCUAUGUGGAAUGCUUGACACUUCUUUCACAUUACCUGAAACAUUACUUCCCAAAUGGAAUGUAAAUAGACAAGAGGUAUUAUGAAUAAACACAACUAUAAUAGACUUAUAGACAAUAAUAGUCGUGAAUAAUCUAAUUUCACUUGUAUAAAAACACCUAUGUAAUUAUUCCUUUCACUUAUCCGUUUUGUCAUAAAUAUAUAUGUAUAUAUGCGAAAGCAAUUAUUUCGCCAGACGAUCAGUUUUAAUCUUUUCUUGUGGGCUGUUACUCUAAAAAAUGUGAGAUUGUAAUCAUCUAUUAGCUUUUUUCACUAUAGUUACGAAAGUCAAGUUUUUUUUUGUUGCCUUUCACUGCUAGUAAUUGUAAUUUAUUCUGACCAGAAUUGAUUGGGUUUCAACGUAGAACUUUGCAUAGAAGUUUAACCGUUGAAGUUAUCACAUACCACACAAAGGUAGUGAAAGAGAAAAUUCAAGUGAACUAUAAUGAGCCGAAAAAAAUCUUGAUGACGUUAUACUUUAUUUUAAAUAACUAUUUUUGAUUACAUCUAGGAUAGGGUUAUUUGAUAUAACACGCAGCAACCAGAUGAUGUUUCAAGCACAAGUUAUUACUUCUGAGUAUAUCACUGUAUUCACACGACUUGGUAACUUGCUGCAUACAUUCCUACUCCCUGUUGUUUUUGUUACAGUUUUCCAUAUAUCUGGUAUGGGCGUUGCGUCAUUUCGAUCGCACGAGUUUGAUGUCGACUUGAAAUGAACAGAGAUUUUACUAUCGUGCCCAAAUUUUCUAUUCUCACUUUAUUUUGAUUCCGCCUAAGAUAAUCACAUAAGCUAUAAAAGACACUCUUAAGUAGGUUUCUGUCUCUCUCUUCGAUUUUUUUUAACUAUUAUACCCGGACGAAAUGACUGUAAAUAACAAUUAUGUUUCAGAUGAUUGUAAAAGUACCAUUUGCUAUUCUGUAACUUAACAAAUAGAAAUCCUAUCCGAUUGAAAACGAAGAGGAAGAAUGUCUAAGGUACACAAAUAUAUGGUCUAAUAAUAGAAUAUUAUUGAUUGAAAUGAACAUUAUUAGAUUUUACUGGAUAGAUACUAUUGAAAUAGGUAGUUGUUUUACUGUUGUCAAAAGCAAUAAUAAAUUGUCAUGAACUGAAAUUAUAACAAAGCGA
Molecule: messenger RNA, 2649 nt
Organism: Trichobilharzia szidati
Lineage: Eukaryota; Metazoa; Platyhelminthes; Trematoda; Strigeidida; Schistosomatidae
Source: the annotation of a GenBank genome assembly